Messenger RNA from Epinephelus fuscoguttatus (brown-marbled grouper), 4046 nucleotides. It is a transcript of the gene tbx20, whose product is annotated as T-box transcription factor 20. Gene Ontology annotation, molecular function: RNA polymerase II cis-regulatory region sequence-specific DNA binding; DNA-binding transcription factor activity, RNA polymerase II-specific. Gene Ontology annotation, cellular component: nucleus. Gene Ontology annotation, biological process: regulation of transcription by RNA polymerase II; heart looping; positive regulation of DNA-templated transcription. Lineage: Eukaryota; Metazoa; Chordata; Actinopteri; Perciformes; Serranidae. The record is from RefSeq and is a predicted model, not a curated record. Bases 298 to 1617 code for a protein of 439 amino acids. The transcript is spliced from 8 exons.
UCUGGCACCGCAGGACGCGCACAAGUCAGUGGAGUCAGUCCGCCUCCUGCUUCCUUCAACCAUGCAGCCAACAGGACUCACAGCCCGGCAGUGACAAGUGUCUAAAAAGUGGCGAGAAUUGAUCCGUCUGAGCGAGCAGAGUGUGCGCAAAGAGAUCGAGGACAAACUGUGCGUAAUUUUUCUUUUCGCUUUAUUCUUGGAGCUAAAAACAGGCGGAGUUGAGCGUUUCUGGAGGAUUUUUUAAUCCUUAUUUUUUAUCUAAAGGGGAAUAUUUUGUGCUCAAGACUUCUCACCGACAUGGAGUACACGUCAUCCCCGAAACCGCAGCUCUCGUCCCGGGCAAAUGCUUUCUCCAUAGCCGCCCUGAUGUCCAGUGGGAAGCCCAGUAAGGACAAAGAGACGGAGGAGAACACCAUCAAGCCUCUCGAGCAAUUUGUGGAGAAGUCCUCCUGUAACCAGCAGUCUCUGGCUGACCUGUCCUCCCUGGACGGGCACGGGGACUUCAGCGGGAGCGCGCCGGCGGUGUGCACGGAGCCGCUCAUCCCCACCAAUCCCGGCAUCCCUAGCGAGGAGAUGGCGAAGAUCUCGUGCAGCCUGGAGACCAAAGAGCUGUGGGACAAAUUUCACGAGCUCGGCACCGAGAUGAUCAUCACCAAGUCCGGAAGGAGGAUGUUCCCCACCAUCCGGGUCUCUUUCUCCGGGGUGGACCAGGACUCCAAGUACAUCGUGCUGAUGGACAUCGUCCCGGUGGAUAAUAAGCGGUACCGGUACGCCUACCACCGCUCCUCCUGGCUGGUGGCCGGCAAGGCCGACCCUCCUCUGCCCGCCAGGUUGUACGUCCACCCGGACUCACCGUUCACCGGAGAGCAGCUCAUGAAGCAAAUGGUUUCCUUCGAGAAAGUCAAACUGACAAACAACGAACUGGACCAACACGGACACAUCAUCCUCAACUCCAUGCACAAGUACCAGCCACGGGUCCACAUCAUCAAGAAGAAGGAUCACACCGCCUCGCUGCUCAACCUAAAGUCUGAGGAGUUCCGCACCUUCGUCUUUGUGGAGACCGUCUUCACCGCCGUCACGGCCUAUCAGAACCAGCUGAUCACCAAACUGAAGAUUGACAGCAACCCGUUCGCCAAAGGAUUUCGGGACUCGUCGCGGCUGACGGACAUGGAGAGGGAAAGUGUUGAGAAUCUGAUCCACAAGCACUCAUACGCCCGGUCGCCGAUCCGAACCUACGCUGGGGACGAGGAGAACCUGAGCGAGGACGGACACACUGCACACACCAGAGGCUCAGCAUUCACCGCCUCAGACAACCUCUCCCUGAGCUCCUGGGUCACCACCACUUCAGGCUUCUCGGGCUUCCAGCACCCACAGUCCCUGUCAGCCAUGAGCACCGGCGCCGCCUCCCUGCCCCACCCCAUCCAGGGCUCCCUGCCCCCCUACAGCCGGCUGGGCAUGCCGCUGACGCCCACCGCUCUGGCUGGGACCAUGCAGGGCAGCGGGCCGUCCUUCCCUUCAUUCCACAUGCCCCGCUACCACCACUACUUCCAGCAGGGGCCCUACGCCGCCAUCCAGGGACUGCGCCACUCCUCCACGGUCAUGACGCCCUUUGUAUGACUCCGUCCUGGGGAGGAUCUUCGCUCUGAUCCCCAAACCAGUGCUACCAGUUAUUUCUCCGCUCCGGCUCAUCACUCCUCAUCCUGUUUGUAUCUUCUCCCCUGGUCUUUGUAAAUAGUUCACCUGCAGUGAGUGACGUGAAGAGGAUGUGGCACACUGACGGCCAGUCCAGAAAAAAAGGAGGACUGUGGCGCCUCCACAGGACCUGCGGACAGGAACACUUCGGUGUCAUUGUACAAACACUAACAACCUCAGUACGAACUAUAAAUGACAGACGAUACGAGGGGCAUGUUUGGUCUCGGCCCUUGAAGAACAGAAAGUGGAUCCUCAACUCAGCAGGGUCUCCAUGAGGCUUUAAAGAUGGCAGGUCGCUGUGUGAUCCUCCAACAAUGCUACCUAAAGCUUCUGGAGGGACUCAUGUGAUGCUGCAGUGUGUUGUGACGCCAAGGCUCAGCCUGAGUCUGUGAACAUUUCAGCAUAUCUCAGCUCUCGUCUGUUUUCUAGAAAGCCAGCCAUAUGUACAGUUCAGACUUCAUGCUCUGUUAAAAAAAUAUCAGAAACAUGUUAAUGUACAGAGAUGAAAAUGCAACAUUUACUCGUAGGAAAAUUCUCACUGUAGAGUGCAAAAAAAAAAAAAAAACGAGAAAAUCAUAGGACGCAUGCUGACCGCAGUAGACAAACAGGCUGGGGAAACUUUAUAUGGAAUAAUAUGGGAUGAAUAAGCUCUAACCUGCGACAUGGGUGGAGGCUCUUUGCAUAUUUUGAAGGCUUGGUCACACCAGCAGAUGAAACGGCAACAAUUUGCAUCCAAAUUAAUUCAUUUUAGUGAAUCGGGAUGAAGUGAAGUAUUUUUCACCUGGGGUUGAACUUUUGACGUGCAAAUUUCACACCGUGUUAACGGAGAGCGGGAAAAUGGAGGAAGCUAUUGCAGCUUUUUGGCUGUGUGGUUUUUAUUUAAUCUCCUCUGUUGGAUUAUAAACGUCUCCACAAAAGAGGAAUGGAUUACAAACAGACACAAAACAGGAAGUGAUUGAUCAAAUAUGUCCUCUGAAUUAACUGUGUGUUGGCUACCUAGCCAAGGAGCUACUUAAGUGAUAGUUUGUAAGCUAGCUACUUCUGCGAGCUUUCUGUCCCUCGUCUUGACUGACUAGGGCUAGCAUGUUAGCCGUUAGCUCACCAGCUCAUUAAUUAGCCCCGUGAGAACCCCCAGGUCACAAAGCCUCUAAAACCAACCCACUCUCAUUCUGGCCGAGGGGUUUGACGCCCUGAGAAUGAGAACAGGCUGCUUAAAACUCGCCUAUUUUGCGAAUUCAUGCAGAUUCAUUUUGCCAUCAGUUUCUGGUGUGACCGAGCUUUAACUAAAACAGAUUCACCUACAAAAUGUGUUGAGUUCAAAUCAUCAGUUUUAAAGUCAACAUAUUUUAAUUCACCUGGUGAAACUGGCCACAACCAUUAGGUCUCAUAAACCUGUUUCCACCGACAGAAUUUUAACUCAGUGAUCAUGUAAUCUCUUUAAUAUGUACAGACACAUUUUAAGGGGUUCUCCAUAUUUUUUUCACACAAACAGAGCAGCAAUCUGUGCAGAAACAUUGAGUUUUAUCUCCACAGUGUUUUCAGUCGCCGUCUGUCGGCUGCGGCCUUUUAGCAGCUGGUCCUUAGCAGGUGUUACAGAGCUGAUUCAUGGCAGCGUUAGAGCGUGUCGACAGGGCGUCCACACCUGGAAAUAAUGACUCUGUGCUGCCGUCUCAUUUAAAUCACGCAGGGAGGAAGAAGCUGGAAGCUGCUGGAGUCGACUCACACUCAGUGUCAGUGCAGGUGCAUAAAAAUGGCAGCUCCCUGGUGGAGUAAUUUAAUUGGUCCUCGUAAAUAAUGUAGCUUUGGGAAGGCAUUUUACUAUGAAGAUUCAUUUUGAGUCCAGGAGCUCCACAACAAAAACUCUCCAUUGUACCAAAUCACUGUUGUCUACAGUUGAUUCCUGAAAACUAAAGCUGGACUGACGUGUCGUAAAAUAUUAGUUUUUAUGUCAGCCGAUAAUUGACAACAAACUGCAGGGGAAAAAAUGCCAAAAUAUGUUUAUUUUUCAUCUGUAAAACUAUUUAGGGGCUGCAACAACUUAACAAUUAGUGUUAAUGAUUCUUCUGCUGAUUAUUUUUGUCUUUAAAAUGUCAUGUUUUCCAGCUAUCAGUCCAAACUCCCCAAAAUACUUAGCUCAGUGUCUUUAUCACAAAGAAAAGCAUAAAAUCCUGACAUUUGAGCAGUGUUUAAAAAACAACUGGAACAAGUAGUCAUUCAUCAAAACACCUGCUGACUAACUAAUCGAUUAAUCUGCUGACUGAUAAAGAAUUUAGAACAGAAACAAGCAGAUUAAAGGGAUCCUCAUCAUGAAUUUAUGAAUCAUCUGAAAAAAUUUUAAAAUAUGAUUAUCGGCA